AUGCGAGCAGCGCGAGCCGAAAAGCCGCAUGUGGAACGAAGCCGCGAGGUGCAGCGUCGAGCGGGAGGGAAGGGAGCGCAGCAGAGCGGUAUCCGCCGCGCCAUGGGGUGUGCGUUGAAAAUGGAUGCUGGGAAGAGGUCACUUUGGGAGGUGACGGUUGCCGUCAAUGUGAGAGAAGAGAGUCUGUCAUCGUCGCCGGCAGCUGUGCUGGAACAAUCAAUUCCACAUCACCCCACGAUGCAACUCCAUUGGUUGAUCCGCCUCAGAUUCUCUCUCGAUCUCAUUUCGUAUCGUAUUGGUGUUCCACCUCUGUCGCACCACGUUGAUCCGCCUUCAGGUUCUCUCUCGAUCUCAUUUCGUAUCGUAUUGGUGUUCCACCUCUGUCGCACCACCGAGACCGCGGAGAGCAUUGCGAGAAUGGCAACGUCGCUCUGCUUUGCUGCGUCGCCUCCGCUGCAGCUACGUCCUCCAGGGUUCACGAGCAACUCGAUGACACCAUCCCAUCCGCUCCGCAUCGCAUUCCCCCCCUCCCGGCAUGCCCGAAGACCGCCCACCGCCACACUCUCUGCCUUACAGGGUCUCAUUGACCCUUCCGUCUUGAGCUCUUCCGUUUCGGCCAUAUCCAAGCUCAUGACCACCCUGCUCGUUGGUGUUGCCGCUGCCAAGUGCGGCCUGCUGGACACCGCCACCCUUACCGCCUUGUCCAAGUGUGUCUUCAACAUCUUCCUUCCCUGCCUGAUGCUCACCAACGUUGUGCGCACCAUGUCCGUCCCGUUCUCAAGCGGCCUCUUUUACCUACCGAUGGCGGCCGUUGCGACUGUCUUCAUCGGCCUCAUGCUCGGCAUUGUUGGGGCCAAAUUGCUACCAUUUCCUUCUUCCUCAUUGGCUGGACAGGCUUCUUUUGGUCUGUGGGGUACUCAAUCUUGGCCGGGCUCCCCGAUCCCAGCGCUGCGCCAGCGGUCGCCGCAGGCCAGAACAAGGCCCUUGGUGGCUUGCUGA
Molecule: messenger RNA, 999 nt
Organism: Chondrus crispus (carragheen)
Lineage: Eukaryota; Rhodophyta; Florideophyceae; Gigartinales; Gigartinaceae
Exons: 4
Coding region: 1-999 (332 amino acids)
Biological process (GO): transmembrane transport
Cellular component (GO): membrane
Source: RefSeq, a predicted model, not a curated record